Messenger RNA from Coregonus clupeaformis (lake whitefish), 1143 nucleotides. RefSeq names its product repetitive proline-rich cell wall protein 1. NCBI's taxonomy places the organism in Eukaryota, Metazoa, Chordata, Actinopteri, Salmoniformes, Salmonidae. The transcript has 3 exons. The record is from RefSeq and is a predicted model, not a curated record. The coding region runs from base 1 to 1143 and encodes 380 amino acids.
AUGGUUAUAGAUGCAACUCUGAACUCCCCUGUCUACCCCCCGGUCUACAGCUCCCCUGUCUACCCCCCGGUCUACAGCUCCCCUGUCUACAGCUCCCCUGUCUACCCCCCGGUCUACAGCUCCCCUGUCUACCCCCCUGUCUACCCCCCGGUCUACAGCUCCCCUGUCUACCCCCCGGUCUACAGCUCCCCUGUCUACCCCCCGGUCUACAGCUCCCCUGUCUCACCCCCCGGUCUACAGCUCCCCUGUCUACCCCCGCUCCCCUGUCUACAGCUCCCCUGUCUACCCCCGGUCUACAGCUCCCCUGUCUACCCCCCGGUCUACAGCUCUCCUGUCUACCCCCCGGUCUACAGCUCCCCUGUCAACCCCCCGGUCUACAGCUCCCCUGUCUACAGCUCCCCUGUCUACCCCCCGGUCUACAGCUCCCCUGUCUACAGCUCCCCUGUCUACCCCCCGGUCUACAGCUCUCCUGUCUACCCCCCGGUCUACAGCUCCCCGGUCUACCCCCGGUCUACAGCUCCCCUGUCUACCCCCCGGUCUACAGCUCCCCUGUCUACCCCCCUGGUCUACAGCUCCCCUGUCUACCCCCCGGUCUACAGCUCCCCUGUCUACCCCCCGGUCUACAGCUCCCCUGUCUACCCCCGGUCUACAGCUCCCCUGUCUACCCCCGGUCUACAGCUCCCCUGUCUACCCCCGGUCUACAGCUCCCCUGUCUACAGCUCCCCUGUCUACCCCCCGGUCUACAGCUCCCCUGUCUACCCCCCAGUCUACAGCUCCCCUGUCUACAGCUCCCCUGUCAACCCCCCGGUCUACAGCUCCCCUGUCUACCCCCCAGUCUACAGCUCCCCUGUCUACAGCUCCCCUGUCAACCCCCCGGUCUACAGCUCUCCUGUCUACCCCCCGGUCUACAGCUCCCCUGUCUACAGCUCCCCUGUCUACCCCCCGGUCUACAGCUCCCCUGUCUACCCCCCGGUCUACAGCUCUCCUGUCUACCCCCGGUCUACAGCUCCCCUGUCAACCCCCCGGUCUACAGCUCCCCUGUCUACAGCUCCCCUGUCUACCCCCCGGUCUACAGCUCCCCUGUCUACCCCCCCGGUCUACAGCUCCCCUGUCUACCCCCCGGUCUACAGCUCCCCUGUCUAA